Molecule: messenger RNA, 3639 nt
Organism: Sphenostylis stenocarpa
Lineage: Eukaryota; Viridiplantae; Streptophyta; Magnoliopsida; Fabales; Fabaceae
Source: the annotation of a GenBank genome assembly
AUGUUUGGGUCCUUCGAUGGAGACAUAAAGAAUUUUGAUGGAAACUGGCUUUGGCAAACCAACCCCAUCAGAAGUAGUCAUUUAUCCCUGCAAACAAAAAAGGUUUUGGAUUUUUCUCCUCAAAAUCUUGGCCUUUUCUCUUUCAGAUCGAAGAUCCCCACUUUUCAGGCCAAAAGCACACGUGGGUGUAUUCUAUUUUUGGCUAAAGUUUCAUCAACUUCUUCAUGGUUCUUCUCCAUUUUCCUUCGCAAGGAGUUGUUGAUCCCAAGUGGUGGAGCUGCUGCUUUUGUCUUGAAUAGUAAGAUGGCUGGAGAUAUCAAGGAGGGGAGAGCCUUGGCAAAAGAGUAUUCUUUUAUUUUACUGAUAUUGACUUUACUUCUUUGUAGCACUGAGGGGUUGAACACUGAGGGAAAAAUCUUGCUAGAGCUUAAGAAUGGACUUCAUGACAAAUCUAAUGUUUUGGAAAAUUGGAAGCCUACUGAUGAAACCCCAUGUGGAUGGAAAGGUGUAAAUUGCACUCAGGAUAAUGAUAACAACCCAGUGGUUGCGUCUCUUAAUUUGAGUUCAAUGGAUCUUUCUGGAACUCUAAAUGCUGCUGGCAUUGGGGGUCUGACCCAUCUAACUUAUCUUAAUCUUGCCUACAAUGAGUUGACUGGAAAUAUCCCGAAGGAGAUUGGUGAGAUCUUGAAUUUGGAAUAUCUUUAUAUGAACAAUAAUCAGUUUGAGGGGACAAUUCCUGCUGAACUGGGUAAGCUGUCUGUUUUGAAAGGUUUGAAUAUUUACAACAACAAACUCUCUGGUGUGAUUCCAGAUGAGAUUGGGAACUUGUCUUCGUUGGAGGAGCUAGUGGCGUAUAGCAACUUUCUUGUGGGACCCCUGCCUAAUUCCAUUGGAAAUCUUAAGAAUCUCGUGAAUUUCAGAGCUGGGGCAAAUAACAUUACUGGUAAUUUGCCAAAAGAAAUUGGUCGAUGUAAGAGAUUAAUGCGUCUCGGGCUUGCACAAAAUCAGAUAGGAGGGGAAAUACCAAGUGAGAUUGGGAUGCUUGCCAACCUGAAAGAAUUGGUUUUGUGGGGAAACCAGUUAUCAGGACCUCUUCCUAAAGAGAUUGGGAAUUGUAGCAGUCUUGAGAACGUUGCUAUAUAUGGGAAUUAUCUUAUUGGACCUUUACCCAAGGAAAUUGGGAACCUCAAAUCCUUGAGGUGGCUGUAUGCUUACAGAAACAAGUUGAAUGGAACCAUUCCAAGGGAAAUUGGAAAUCUUACUUCAUGUUUAGACAUUGAUUUCUCAGAGAACUCUUUAGUAGGUAGUAUCCCUUCAGAUUUUGGCAAAAUAAAUGGUCUAAGUUUGCUUUUUCUCUUUGAGAACCAUCUAACUGGUGUUAUACCAAAUGAGUUUAGCAACUUGAAGAACCUGUCAAAGCUGGACCUGUCAAUAAAUAAUCUCACAGGUCCAAUUCCAUUUGGCUUCCAAUAUUUUCCUAAAAUGAACCAGUUGCAACUUUUUGACAACUCUCUGAGUGGGAUUAUUCCUGAGGGACUUGGGUUUCAUAGUCCUCUUUGGGUGGUUGAUUUUUCUGACAACAACUUGACCGGACGAAUACCUCCUCAUCUAUGCCGAAAUUCCCACUUGAUGUUGUUGAAUCUUGCUUCUAAUCAGCUUUAUGGAAAUAUACCAACAGGUAUACUAAACUGUGAAUCAUUGGAACAGUUGUUCAUACUUGGAAACAGGCUUACUGGAAGCUUCCCUUUAGAAUUGUGUAAGCUGAUGAACAUGACUGCCAUUGAUUUGAGUGAAAACAGGUUUAGUGGUACACUCCCUGCUGAUAUUGGGAACUGCCGCAUAUUGCAAAGGCUUCAUAUUGCCAACAAUUACUUCACAUUGGAGUUGCCUAAGGAAAUAGGUACUCUCUCUCAAUUGGUGACAUUUAAUGUUUCGUCAAAUCUUUUCACUGGAAGUAUCCCACCCGAAAUUUUCUCAUGUCAAAGGCUACAGCGGCUUGAUCUCAGCCAGAAUAACUUUUCUGGUUCCUUGCCGGAUGAGAUUGGAACACUUCAGCACUUGGAGAUUCUCAAGCUCUCAGACAAUAAGCUGUCUGGAUAUAUCCCUGCGUCAUUAGGCAAUCUGUCUCAUUUGAACUGGUUGUUGAUGGAUGGAAACUACUUUUUUGGCGAAAUACCUCCUCAUUUAGGUUCUCUUUCAAGCUUGCAAAUUGCAAUGGAUCUCAGUUACAAUAACCUUUCCGGAAGAAUACCGGUUCAGCUUGGCAAUCUCAACAUGCUUGAAUAUCUCUAUCUCAAUAACAACGAUUUGGAUGGUGAAAUUCCCAGCACAUUUGAAGAGCUUUCAAGCUUGUUGGGGUGCAAUUUCUCAUACAAUAACCUGUCUGGACCUAUUCCAUCCACUAAAAUUUUCCAAAGCAUGGCUGUAAGCAGCUAUAUUGGUGGUAACAAUGGCCUCUGUGGUGCACCUCUUGGUGACUGCAGCACCACUUCGGAUUCUCACUCUGAUAAUUCAGGGAAAAGUUUUGAUUCUACUCGCGCUAAAAUAGUCAUGAUAAUUGCAGCUUCUGUUGGAGGUGUUUCACUCAUUUUCAUUUCAGUUAUUUUAUAUUUUUUGAAACGUCCUCGGAAGUUAAUGGAUUCCUUUGGAGGUGCCGAGGCUCCCUCCCCUGAUUCAGAUAUCUAUUUCCCUCCAAAGGAAGGUUUCACAUUCCAUGAUCUAGUUGAAGCUACAAAAAGAUUUCAUGAAAGCUAUGUUAUUGGUAAGGGAGCAUGUGGAACCGUUUAUAAGGCAGUGAUGAAAUCUGGUAAGACCAUUGCUGUUAAGAAGUUAGCAUCAAACAGGGAAGGGAACAACAUUGAGAAUAGCUUCAGAGCUGAAAUAUCAACUCUGGGAAGGAUAAGGCAUCGGAACAUAGUGAAACUGUAUGGCUUUUGCUACCAACAGGGUUUCAAUCUCCUGCUAUAUGAGUACAUGGAAAGAGGUAGCUUAGGUGAACUAUUGCAUGGUUCUGUAUCUAGUUUGGAGUGGUCAACUCGGUUCAUGAUUGCUCUUGGAGCUGCUGAGGGUCUUGCCUACUUGCAUCACGACUGCAAACCAAAGAUUAUCCACCGCGAUAUAAAAUCUAACAACAUUCUUCUGGAUGAAAAUUUUGAGGCUCAUGUUGGAGAUUUUGGUUUGGCAAAAGUGAUUGACAUGCCCCAGUCAAAAUCAAUGUCUGCUGUUGCUGGAUCUUAUGGCUAUAUUGCUCCUGAAUAUGCAUAUACCAUGAAGGUCACUGAAAAGUGUGACAUCUACAGUUAUGGUGUUGUGCUCUUGGAAUUGCUCACUGGAAGAACACCAGUUCAACCACUAGAGCAAGGAGGAGAUCUUGUCACAUGGGUGAGAAACCAUAUCCGGGAACACAACAAUUCGUUGACACCGGAGAUACUCGAUACUCGUGUAGAUCUUGAAGACCAAAUCACGGUGAAUCACAUGCUCACUGUUUUGAAACUUGCUUUAGCAUGCACAAGUGUGUCUCCUACAAAGAGGCCAUCAAUGAGGGAAGUUGUGAGGAUGCUUAUUGAGUCCAACGAGAAAGAAGGAAACUUGACACUCACUCAAACAUACCAUGAUCUUCCUACCAAAGAUGGCUUGUGA